This is a messenger RNA of Acanthocheilonema viteae, 684 nucleotides long. Lineage: Eukaryota; Metazoa; Nematoda; Chromadorea; Rhabditida; Onchocercidae. The record is from the annotation of a GenBank genome assembly.
AUGAUAAAGUCUCAUAACAUAUCGAUAUCAUCCGCAAUAUGUCGAAUAUGUCGUAGCGGAGAACAGUCAAUUGCGCAUGCUGAAUCAACCAUUGGUGAACCGCUAAUAUCGCCGUAGUGUCGCAGUUUGGUUACUGAUAUUAUUUGUUUUGUGUUCUUUACACCGAUCGUUAUCGGUUGUACCACAUUUUGUCUCUCAUCGGUAGCGCAAAUAAGAAGCUUGCAAAUGUGGAAUAAUGUGGCAGCAUGUCAAGAAGUAUUAAUGGUGGAUCAAGAAUCAACAUGUAAUUCAUGGAAAACUGUUAAUAAAGUAAGAAGACAAGGAUGGGAGGGAGAGGCUUCGAACUUACGCGGUCAAUUUCGACAGAUGCGUUUGUUGUGCUUCGAUUUGCGUUCCUUUUUACACGGUUUAUGCAGAAAGAAUUUCGGUCUUUCAUCUGCACAUAAUGCAAAUUCAGAUAAUUUUGUGGCACGGGAAAGACGUACAAGUAUUAUUUCAAGUAAUGCGUUAAAUAUGAAUUAUGAUGAUUUUGUACGCCAUCUUCAACCGGAAGUUGGUGCGAUUUCUGCGAUUGGUUCUUGCCAACAUACAAUGUCUUCAACACCUGUACCUAAUGAAGAAGGAUUCGUAUUUGAAUAUCCUUCUGUGAAUUCGCACCUCUCCAGAUCUAAUAUUGUAGCAUAA